This is a messenger RNA of Chaetura pelagica (chimney swift), 3966 nucleotides long. It is a transcript of the gene FRMPD2, whose product is annotated as FERM and PDZ domain containing 2. Gene Ontology annotation, cellular component: cytoskeleton. The record is from RefSeq and is a predicted model, not a curated record. The coding region runs from base 1 to 3966 and encodes 1321 amino acids. Gene Ontology annotation, molecular function: protein binding. Lineage: Eukaryota; Metazoa; Chordata; Aves; Apodiformes; Apodidae. The transcript is spliced from 29 exons.
AUGAGCAGUUCCUGUGUGACACUGGCCGAGGUCCUGUGGGCAAAAGGAAGCCCUUUAGAGGAAGAAGAAAUAUGGGCACUCUUGUAUCUGGCCACAGUGCAGCUACUGGAGGACCUUCACAAAGACCCUGCCAUCUGUGUGAUUUGUCCGUGGUCAGUACUACUGUCUCCUGAAGGAAAUUUGUCCUUCCAAAAGAAUACAUCUCAGAUGGAAGCUGCCCCCUUCAGUGCACCAGAAUUGCUUCACAGACAAAGUAUAAACCAGCACAUCGGACUAACAAAGAUGUUGGUGUAUUCCUUAGGAAUGACUCUCUACUGGUCAGUAGACUUCCAGGUUCCUCCAAACCAGUCCCUCCAGCUGAGUGACCAACUACACACGCUCUUGCUGACACUAUGUGAAGAUCUGCCAUAUAAAAGGCUUUCUCCUGAAUCGAUUCUGGAAGCAUGUGAGGCACAUCAGAAGGAAUUUGCUUCCUUACCAGCAAAUGUCUGCAUAAAGAAAAUGGUCCAGUUUGCUCUGGGAAGUGUUGGUGAGGUAGAGCAGGUAGUCACUGAAGACAGCACAGCCUUUCAGCUUAACAGAAGUCAUGUGAUAAGGAAAAGACUGCAUGAGAAAAUAUCGGACACCUCACCACUGUCCUCCCAGAUUAAUUUUCACCAAGGGUCCACAUUAAUGAAUUAUAGUCGGUCAACAGAAGAUUACAAAGAUUACAGGCAACUCUCUGUGGAACACAGUGACUCUAAUAGUAUAUCUGAAAGUACAUCUUUAAUACUGUCUAACCAAGGACACAGGAGAGGGAGAGUUCCACAGACACACAGGUCAUGGGACCCCACCCUUAGUGGGUCAAGGACACAAAGUAGCUACAAGCUCUUCAUAAACAGUGUCCUGCCAGAUGUCACUGGCCUCCCAGAACAGCUGGGACAGUCUCUGUCAGAAUCAGAAAGGUCAGUCAGCGCUGUAGAAGAAAUCCCUGGUGGACCUCAGGACAACAGCAAACACAACCUCCUAAGUUUAGGUUCCACUUUCUCCAUGUCUACAAAGGACUACACAGCAGCAAUGUUUUCAGGUCCAGAAUUUAUAAUUUUGUCUAGUGAACCACCAGUGACCUUACAGCUGCCUGGAUCAAUUGUGACUAAAAAAGGGAAAUCGUAUUUGUCCCAAAGGGAUCUCAACGUUGUUCUACUCAAUGGGCGGUGCCUUGAGGUGCAAUGUGACAUCAAGUCCAAGGCAAGAGAUGUUUUUGACACCGUGGUGGCAUAUGCUAAUUUGGUGGAACAUUUCUACUUUGGCUUGGCUUACCUGAAAGGUAAAGAAUUCUUCUUUUUGGAUGAGGAGACCAAACUCUACAAAGUGGCCCCUGAUGGUUGGAAUGACCAACCCAAGAAGAAAACCUCACUUAUUAAUUUCACACUCUUCCUAAGGAUAAAAUUCUUUGUCAACCACUUUAAUGUUAUCCAGCACAGCCUGACAAGGCAUCAGUUUUACCUACAGCUUCGUAAAGAUAUUUUGGAGGAACGAUUAUAUUGCAAUGAUGAGAUUGCCCUGAAACUUGGCGCUUUGGCUUUACAGGCAGAGCUUGGCAAUUAUGCUCCUGAGAUGCAUGGGAAGAGCUAUUUUCGUGUUGAGGACUACAUUCCAGCAAGCCGAAUAGAGAAAAUGACCCUGGCCUAUGUACAGAGAGAGCUCGCUAAAUUACAUCGCAUGUAUCAUUCCCUCUUUGAGGAUGAAGCUGAAUUAGAAUUUUUAAAGGUGACUCAGCAACUUCCUGAAUAUGGUGUGUUAUUCUAUCGUGUGUCCCAAGAGAAGAAAGCAGCAGGAGGGGACAUCAUCCUGGGAAUCUGUGCCAAAGGCCUCAUUGUGUAUGAGAUAAAAAAUCACACAAGAAUUGCCAGUUUAAGAUUCCAGUGGCGUGAAACAGAGAGAAUUUCUGCUCAUAGAAAAAAAUUCAUGAUUGAAAGCAGCUUCAGUGGCAAGAAACACACCUUCAUUACUGACAGAGCAAAGACAUGUAAAUAUCUACUGGACCUGUGCUCUGCCCAACACAAAUUCAAUGCACAGAUGAAUUCUAGGCAACUUCGGCAAACUCCAUCAGGCCAGGAUGCUGUUGGCUUUCUUGGACAUCUUGGUACUCCAUUCUCUAGUCAAACUCAGGAACACCUUGCCCUGAUUCAGAGACUGUCUCGUUCAGAGAAUGUGCUCUAUGGAGCACACCUGGAAAACCUUUCUGCUGGGAUGAUGAGCAAAUCUUGUGAUAACCUCAGUGUGGAAACCAACAACAGGAGUAGAGAGAAAAGCAAUCUUGGGAGCUGGUUUGUUUCUGCAGCACCUGGAUCACCAGCCACCCAAAAGGAAGUUUUGCUAAGUGGUCUAGAGAGAGAAAUUAUUUGUGUCAGCCUAAAACGUGACCCUAAGAAUGGAUUUGGUUUUGUAAUUAUUGGAGGAGAAAACGUAGGAAAAUUAGACCUUGGUAUCUUUAUCGCUUCAAUUAUUCCUGGGGGACCUGCAGACAGAGCUGGAAAUAUCAAACCAGGAGGACGACUCAUCUCUGUGAAUAAUAUUAGUCUCGAGGGCGUUUCAUUUAAUACUGCAGUUAAAAUCAUACAGAAUUCUAGUGAUGAAGUGGAGCUCAUAAUCUCUCAACCCAAAGAUAUGUAUGAAGAAGGAACAAAUGAAGAAAAGACUCUGUCAAGGGGAAACAGCACUAGUGGAUCUGAGAUCUCUUGUACAGACAGUGGGAGAAAAAAGAUUCAGGAUUGUCAUACAGCUCUCCCCAAAGAACAGAACAUAACUAUAGGUGAACUUGAGAAGACACUUUCCUGGAGUUUAGCACCAAAAUUAGGCCCUGUGAUUCCAGCUCCUUCAGCUGACAGCCUGGAUGUGGAGGAAACUGAUUCUUCACACUUACCAUCUCCAUCUGAAUCUAACUCAAAGGAAAUCUAUACUGUGGAGCUUGUUAAAGAAGAAGGGACUUUUGGAAUCAGUGUGACUGGUGGAAUUAACACUAGUGUGCGUCAUGGUGGGAUAUACGUGAAGUCAAUUAUUCCCAGGGGACCAGCAGAUAAGGACGGACAAAUAAAGAUAGGUGAUCGUCUGCUGGAGGUAGAUGGCAUCAGCCUUUGUGGCAUCACCCACAAACAAGCUGUGGAACACCUCAAGAAAUCUGGCCAGAUUGCCAAGCUGGUUCUAGAAAGGGGAAACUACCGAUUGUCAGAGCCAUGCCUGACUGCUAAUGACAGAAAGGAGGACCAAAGGAAAGUUGUUUCUGUGGCAACAUCCUUCACAGAUGGUACCAAGGACUACUGCUUUUUAACAGAUGAUAAUACAUUUGAAGUCAAAUUGACAAAGAAUUCUGGAGGCCUCGGCUUUAGUGUUCUGCAAAUGGAAGAAGAUGCUUGUGAACACCUUGGAGGAGCUAUUGUCAGGAUUAAAAGACUGUUUCCAGGGCAGCCAGCUGCAGAGAAUGGUGAAAUUGAAGUCGGAGACAUCAUUUUAGCUGUGAAUGGGAAACCUGUCCAAGGACUCCUGUAUCAGGAUGUCCUGCACUUGUUGAGAGGAGCUCCUCCAGAAGUCACACUACUACUUUGUAGACCACCAAAAGGUGUUCUUCCAGAAAUAGAGCAGAGUGCCAUGACUCCAGCAUCCUCUCUAAUUAAGGACUUUGUGGCAGAAAUGUCAGGCAGUGCAGAAGUAGGAACUAGCAUGGAUCAGUCUACCAGCGAUGGAGGUAGCACCUCUCCAGACCUCGAAGACUGUCUGGAUUCUCCAGUGGCAGCAGAUUUCAAUGAGCCUCCUGAGGAGGACAGCUCAACUUACAAAGAGAAACUUAUGACUCCCAGGGAAUGUUUCUAUAAGCAAUUUUCAAAGUUUCAUCAAGAAGCUGCCAGUUCUGAACUCUUCCAAUCCCUAGAAGAAGAAGUGAAGCAGAACUGCUACUCACCAUGUGAAUUUGGAUGGGCCAGAAGGUAG